Molecule: messenger RNA, 861 nt
Organism: Thermothielavioides terrestris NRRL 8126
Lineage: Eukaryota; Fungi; Ascomycota; Sordariomycetes; Sordariales; Chaetomiaceae
Exons: 2
Coding region: 1-861 (286 amino acids)
Biological process (GO): riboflavin biosynthetic process
Molecular function (GO): 5-amino-6-(5-phosphoribosylamino)uracil reductase activity
Source: RefSeq, a predicted model, not a curated record
AUGCUCUCUCCAAACAACCAGCCCCAUCAAGGAGAACCCCUCACCUUCCCCGCGGCCCAAGCGGCCCUCCUCACCCCUUACCUGCCUCCUCCACCUCCACCGUCAGCAGCAGCAGGACCCUCGAGGGAUGAUGAAGAUGAAGCCCCGGCCGGCAGCACCCAUUCGCCUGCAGUGCACGUAACGCUGACCUACGCGCACUCGCUCGACGCGAGCAUCGCGCUGGCGCCGGGGGCGCGCACCGCGCUGUCGGGCCCGGCGUCCAAGGCCAUGACGCACUACCUGCGGGCGCGGCACGACGCGAUCCUCGUCGGCGCCGGCACCGCCGUCGCGGACGAUCCCGGGCUGAACUCGCGCCUGCUUUCUCCCCGGCCGGUGGUUCUCGACCCGCGCGGGAGGUGGGCUGUGCACGAGGGGAGUAGGGUGAUCAGGACGGCGAGGGAGGGGAUGGGAUUGGCGCCGCUGGUGCUGGUGGGGCACCCGGCGGCGGUGGUGGAGGAGAGGCGGCGCGUGCUGGAGGCGGUCGGGGGGCGGUAUAUCGUCUUGGAGCCGCGGGCAGCCGGAGGCAGGAGGUUCGACUGGGCGGAUGUGCUGGCCGUGCUGCGGCGCGAGGGGCUGCGGAGCGUCAUGGUCGAGGGCGGCGCCGGGGUGAUCAACUCGCUGCUUGCGCCGCCGGGGAACGCGCUGGUCGACUCGGUCAUUGUGACCAUUGCGCCGACCUGGCUGGGCCAGGGGGGCGUCGUCGUGUCGCCGCCGAGGACGGCUGCCGAGGAUGGGACGGCGGCGCCGCCGGUUAGGUUGACGGACGUGAAGUGGUGUCCGCUGGGGGAGGAUGUGGUUCUGUGCGGGAGGAUUCGGAGGUGA